Molecule: messenger RNA, 1990 nt
Organism: Vitis vinifera (wine grape)
Lineage: Eukaryota; Viridiplantae; Streptophyta; Magnoliopsida; Vitales; Vitaceae
Product: clp protease adapter protein ClpF, chloroplastic
Exons: 9
Coding region: 746-1768 (340 amino acids)
Molecular function (GO): DNA binding; protein binding
Source: RefSeq, a predicted model, not a curated record
UUUAUUUCUUGUGUUCAAAAAAAAAAAAAGAGACAAAGAAAAUCUCACUUCCAUAUCUGUUUUGUGAGAACGAAAUCUCUCUAUACCUUCCUCAUUUUCCGGCGACUUCCCGGCGGGAUCUCCGACAAGAUACAUGCCAUCGAUCUUGGCGGUUAGUUAGUGCUCUCUUCUUCUGCGUCUUCUUGUUGUUGAUACUCCAUUAAGCCCUGUUUGGCUUCUCAGAAAAUUUUGGAAAGGAGGAGAGAAAUCCAAAUUUUGUUUGUAAUUAGGUCAUCAGAAGAUUUCGUUGUUGAGUAGAAUUCUUAACUUGAGGAAACGAAUUUUGUUUCUUUUCUUCUUCCGAUUUCUCGGCAGCCAAUCAGAGGGCUGUUCUGUGGUUCUAAUUUUUUUGGUUUUCUUUGGGAUAAAAUUGGUGUAUUGUUGAACUGAUCUUGCCUGUUCAAUACAGGCUGAAAAUUCAUCAGUUAUUAAUUCAAAUUGAGUUGUUGUUGCACCGAAUUUUCGAUUCUGAGUGUGAAUAAUUUUCUAAUGGAGCUUGGUAGUGGAUCGACCACUAGCAGUCUGUGGCAGAAUCUGUGUGAAUGAUGAUAUACUGUCAAACAGAGUAUACACAAUCAAAUACCGGAACGAUGACGGGGAUUUGAAGCAAUCGAGCCACUUGCAGAUGUAGAGGCAACAAUACAGAAAGACAGAAGACAAAGAACAGUGCAUUUUUGAAAAAGGGAAGUUUUACUACCUGGUCAAAAUGGUACAAUGUGUGUCAGUAAGCACUCUGACAACCUCUGGAAAUGGUGGGGUUUAUGGGUCCACUGCUUUAUGGGGGAGACAUUUCCAGUUAAUGAGAAAAACCCAGAUUCGCACAGGGAGUGAAAGAAAUUUUCUUUGGCAUCACUGUGCACAGAGAUUAUUCUUUGCCGGUCAACUUGUUAUGCAGAGGCAAAGGAAUUUGAGGGUUGAAGCUGGAUGGCUGUUUAAAGGUGGUGGUGACCAGGGGUUAGAUGCAAGCUCAGAGUGUAGUGAGAGUGCUAAUGAGGAUAUUUUGAUUUUCUUUUUCCAGCUGGACUUGGCGACUCGAGUACAGUAUGCUUUGAAUACGGAGCAGUAUGAAAUAGCGCAACAACUGAGAGAUAAGCUGACUGAGGUUGAAGCAGAGGUUGUCAAGCAGCGAGAAGCAAAAAGGGGAUCCACAUCAAAGAGUGAAGCUCAAGACAAAGCUUUAAGUAUGAUACGUCUACGGGCAGACCUGCAGAAAGCGAUUGAGGCAGAAAACUAUGCAUUGGCAGCUGAGUUGCGAGAUGAAAUUAACAAACUAGAGGCAGAGUCUCUGGCUGCAUCAGCAAAUGCUCUGGUGUAUGAAAAUACACCAUAUGCAUUUCGUUUGGGCCAGAAAGUGAGGCAUAAAGUGUUUGGCUAUUCUGCUGUGAUUUGUGGAAUGGAUCCAGUGUGCUGUGAAUCAAGUUCAUGGAGGGAAAGCGCACAUGUUGAUAAGUUGACUCGGGGUUCUAAUCAGCCAUUUUAUCAGGUAUUGGUUGAUGUACAUGUAGACCCCAAUCUAUUAGUGGCAUAUGUUCCAGAGGAGAAUUUGCUGGUCCCUGAUGGACCAAGACCAAACAAGGGCAGGUUUGAUCACCCCUAUCUUUCUUUUUUAUUUUACGGCAUGGAUGCAGCUGGAGAUUUCAUUCCAAUCAAGCAGCUCCGGGAGAAGUACAAUAGGCCCCGGCAUGAAGUGCCUGGUGAUCCACCAGGCGAGGGUGGAGAAGAUGCUUAAAGCAGCACACUGAUUAUCUGUUCCCAUGAACUUCGAAGAGCUAGCAAAUCAAAAGAGGAAAGAUUUGACUCCAGAAGUUACCUGGGUCCUACAUCUGAAUAGCACAGCCGUUUUGUCUUGUAUAUGAUCCUGAUUCGUGUGUAUAAAGUGUUUUUAGGAUGAUUUGGGACGGUACUCUUACCGUUGACUUGAAUGAAUUACUAAUCUUGUAUUUUUGCUUUA